AUGGGUGGGUUUCGACUAUGUUGUCUUGGGCCAUUGGCUGCGCACGCCAUAUCUCCUGGAGCUCCCUGUGAAUGCGAGGAGACAGUCCUGGAUCGUGAGGGCCUCGCUUUCGCAAUAUCUCGCGGUUUGUUACCUCCAGAACCUCCUAUCACCGAACAGGAGAUUCUUGACCAGGCCAAGGCUGGGACCUUCGCGAAAGUUCUCGCCCUUUGGCAGAUUGUUUGGUUCCUGGUCAGUGUUGUCACCAGGCUUGUCCGCCAGCUGCCUGUCGCCCAACUUCCAGUUGGGGUAGCAGGUUUUGCGAUGCUUGCCAUAGCGACACUGUCCCUUUACUUCAAGAAGCCCAAAGGAGUCAAGAUUGGCACCAGAAUCUAUUUCCACCUCCAACCACAGCCCGUCAUUCAGUUGCCACGGACUCAAAAUGACGCUGAUGUUGGAAGGGACUCACCAAAUCCCCUUUUCUUGUCCAAUAUUCACACCGACAAUCAGAACGAAAGGGAACCCAGCUCCGUACUGGCACAAAACUUACGAGCCAAAACCUCUUAUUUUACUUCACGCAGCCGAUCCAUUCGAGCAGAGCUAAUGUCCCAUAUAUCCCUGUCUCACGAUGACGAGCCUGCUGCAGAAACCCUGGCGGAUUCCAUGUUCGUCGGAGCAUUGCUGGCGCUGCCAUUCGGGGCCGUCCAUGCGGCGGCCUGGAAUGCAAUAUUUCCAACAGGGGCUGAUCAAUAG
This is a messenger RNA of Neoarthrinium moseri, 732 nucleotides long. RefSeq lists its product as uncharacterized. Bases 1 to 732 code for a protein of 243 amino acids. The record is from RefSeq and is a predicted model, not a curated record. Lineage: Eukaryota; Fungi; Ascomycota; Sordariomycetes; Amphisphaeriales; Apiosporaceae. The transcript has a single exon.